AUGACGGUUGUGAGAGAAGAGCAACAACGCUUUCAGAAUGCGACUAGGCCCCAUAAUAACAACACUACCAAAAAGCCAAAGACUAUCCCGUCAUAUCGUGUAAAUGUAUUUUCCACAACUUCAUUUCCUCAUCCAUUAGGUAUCAAACCAUCAGGGAACUUAUUGUUUAGUACUGGAGCAACAGACGGUGUUGACCAAUUAAAAAAUAGACAGGAACUGUUAAAGAAAAAUCUGGGUAAAUUAUAUAAUUUUCCCGAAGAAUUACUGAUUUAUUUUAUUUCCAAUUACAUAAAUGACCCCAAGACUUUGUUAAGCUUAAGCCACACCUCAAGAAUAUUAUACGCAUAUACCUACGAUGAUGAAUUGUGGAGAAGGUUAUACGUUAGUGAGUAUAUUAAACUAGAAGCUACUGCCCCCGAGAAGGAAAGUAUUAAUCCAUAUGGCAUCACCGAAUGGAAAGGUUCAUGGAGAAAGACUUUGUUGAAAGCCCCAGGUGGUGAAGAAGACGAGGCCUUAAUUCAAUGUAAUGGGCUAGUAUUUUCUGAUUUAUUGUAUAGGCCUUUCCAAUGUUCUCAGGUGGAUUUUGCCAAAAUUUUUGGUAAAAUAAUUAAAUUUGAAAUGAAACAAUCUGAAUUAAUGACUAAUUUAAAUCCGGAUUUUGGUAUUAGUAGAUUUGACGAGGAAACUUUUACGAGCUCACUUUUUUUUUCAAAAUAUAUUAACAAACCCUUUAUUUUGAAAUCCAAAACACCUGGCAGAUGGCCACUGAAUACAACGAUAGAUAGCUUAAGUGCGAAAUACCCCAAUGUUAGAUUUCGUCAAGAAGCAGUGAAUUGGGAUUUAUCCUUUUAUUCAAAGUAUUUCCAUAACAACAAGGACGAAUCACCACUAUAUUUAUUUGACUGCAAUAGUGUCGCAAUGGAUACCAUUAGGAAAACUUAUACGCCCCCCAAGAUUUUUCAAUCUGAUUUUUUGAAAUUGUUCAACCAACAAUCACACAAUUGCAGACCUGAUCACAGAUGGUUAAUUGUAGGACCUGCAGGUAGUGGAUCUACAUUCCAUAAAGACCCCAACAACACAGCUGCCUGGAACACUGUGCUAACCGGACAAAAAUUAUGGGUUAUGUUACCACCACAUAUUAAGCCUCCGGGAGUUUCUACUGAUAUUGAUGAAAAUGAAGUGACUUCACCAAUUGGCAUAUGUGAAUGGGUAUUGGCAGGUUAUUAUAAUGAUUCGGUCACAUUAGCUAUGAGUAACACCAACCCUGGUGGUACAUCAAAUAACCCUACAAUCAACUGUUUGAUCGGAGUAACUUUUCCUGGUGAAUGCAUUUAUGUGCCCGCUGGGUGGUGGCAUACAGUUAUAAAUUUGACAGAUUCGGUAGCAUUGACUGAGAAUUUUUUACCAGAACCAAUCGUACCUCAAACCUUGAAUUUUUUCAAAAACAAGCAAAAGCAAAUAUCUGGAUUCCAUGCUAAGGAUUUCAUAAAAUCAUUGCAAGGCUUUUUAGAUGUGCACGGUUGUGAUUCUGAAGCCAAGGAUACCCAGAAUAUUAUAAAACUAAAAAACUUUUUAAAGGAAAAUAAGGAUAGACUGGAUACCAAUGAAGAUUGUGGGGUAGUUUCAGAAUUGCAAGAGCUGGGUAUUCCUCUAUACGAAUUUUUUGUUGAAUUAAUUAGAAAUGAUCCUACAUAUUGUAAAUUUCUACCCCAAGCCUUAAAGGAGUUGAACAACAUUGAAAUACAAGAAUAUAAUCUGAAACAUGGCGGUGUAAGAAAUUGUAGAGAGUCUAAACUAUGGAGCGAAUUAACUUCUAAUGGUACUGACCGCAGUGCUAAAGAGAAUAGUACUGAUGAUAAAAGGGCAUUUUCGAGUGGAUUUUCAUUUAAUUUUAAAGAGGAGUAUGAGGACUAA
Messenger RNA from Saccharomycodes ludwigii, 1914 nucleotides. RefSeq lists its product as uncharacterized. Gene Ontology annotation, cellular component: nucleus. The transcript has a single exon. Lineage: Eukaryota; Fungi; Ascomycota; Saccharomycetes; Saccharomycodales; Saccharomycodaceae. Gene Ontology annotation, molecular function: cis-regulatory region sequence-specific DNA binding; protein binding. The coding region runs from base 1 to 1914 and encodes 637 amino acids. The record is from RefSeq and is a predicted model, not a curated record.